Messenger RNA from Tarenaya hassleriana, 1107 nucleotides. RefSeq lists its product as uncharacterized. Lineage: Eukaryota; Viridiplantae; Streptophyta; Magnoliopsida; Brassicales; Cleomaceae. The coding region runs from base 221 to 967 and encodes 248 amino acids. The transcript has 4 exons. The record is from RefSeq and is a predicted model, not a curated record. Gene Ontology annotation, cellular component: tRNA-intron endonuclease complex. Gene Ontology annotation, biological process: tRNA-type intron splice site recognition and cleavage.
CCGUUUUAUUCGAGUCGAAGUGGCGACACCCGUUUUAUUCGAGUCGGGUUAACGGGUGCUAAACCGGGCCGGGUCGAGCCGGGAUAAAAAUUUGAAACCGAGAGUGCGAGAGAAACGAACACUUUGAAUAAAAGAGAGACGUUUUGUUUUGUUGUUCACCAUCUGUUCGACGAAUCGCCCCACAGAUUCCUCGUCCUCGCCUAACAUUGCCUCUAACCCAAUGGAGCCGGAAGAAUGGGAAACCUCCUCGUCAAGUGGCAACGAAGAUGUUUUCGCGCACGAGGAUGACGAAGAGUUUCCUUCCUCUGGUUCAAUGCCCAGGUUGCAGUUUAGGGUGGGGUCGUCUAAGGCUCGUUGGAUAGCAGAAGCGGGAAUGGCAGAAGUCGAGGCGAAAAGGGGUAAACUUUGGACGACCACCGGAAUCAUUCGCGGCGGAAAGACGUAUUGCUUGGUCGAAGAGGCUCUGUACUUGAGCGAAAUAGGAGCAUUGCAGAUGGUGGUGGGCGAGGAAGAUGAAGAUGAACCCAUUUCAUUACAGGACAUGUACAAGAAGGUGGCAGAGCAAAACACAGGUUGCAAGUGGGAACACUACGAGGUUUAUAAAUACUUGAAGGGUCUUGGCUAUAUCGUCGCCAGACAUGGAGUUCCAUGGACUUCAAAAGAUAAACCAGUUCAUGUCGGAGAAAGUUCCAAAGACAGAGACACCAUAACUGAACUCUUUCGUGACAUGCAGAUUCGGGAUACAAAGGCCGUGUUCGACGUGUAUAUGCCGAACAGCCGGUUCAAGAAAUCUUCCCCGGGUGACCCAAGCUUUGUCGCUUGCUUCUCGGGGGGCUCUACACCGAGCAAAGACGAAAUCCAAGACCUGGAAAGAUGCGUAACUACACCAUUGAUGUUCUGUCAUGUGGAGCAGGGACGUUGCAGCUUCUUCGCCUUCAGCUCUGUAGACCUACCUGUAUUACCCUGAUGCGGUAAAAGGACCACGACCUGAUCAUGCUGAACAACUUUAAAGAUUCAUGUCGAAUAAAUAGUAAUACUUCUGGAUAUGCAGUUUACAAGUAUUUUGGUGUUUAGGGUUACAAAAAAAUAUUGAAAAGGUAAAAGCCA